Molecule: messenger RNA, 1176 nt
Organism: Uncinocarpus reesii 1704
Lineage: Eukaryota; Fungi; Ascomycota; Eurotiomycetes; Onygenales; Onygenaceae
Exons: 2
Coding region: 1-1176 (391 amino acids)
Biological process (GO): protein K11-linked ubiquitination; anaphase-promoting complex-dependent catabolic process
Cellular component (GO): anaphase-promoting complex
Source: RefSeq, a predicted model, not a curated record
AUGCCGAGACCCAACUCUCGACGACCCGUCUUUCCCAGCGAGGACGGUGCCUUCUCCUCCACAGCGAGAGCCGAUGUGCACCAACUGGCUCCGCCUAGAACAGCAGCGGGGACAGCUUCAGGGUUGCGAUAUCAUCCACGGGGACUGACAGGACUCUCGGGACAAGCGAGAGAUGGCUUGGUCCCUGGGAAUGCGCGAUUCCAAAAUGGUGGUGAGGUUUUUGAAGGGCUAGACGAGGAGGACUUUGAGGAGGACGAAGACGACGACAGCGAGUUAGACGAUGGGGAGGAUGAAGAAGAUGAAGACCAGGAUGAAGCAGCUGCGGACGACGAAGACUAUGACAUGCAAGAUGACCAGAAAGACACCUCCGCUCCAAUCCCUCCAAACCUUCGCGAGAUCUCGUCGCUUGCGUCCUGGACUGUAUCAACGCAUAAGCCUGGCUGCGGUGUCGCUGCCCUCCGCCAUCCUUCUCCGUCCCAAUUCUGGCAAUCUGACGGUCCGCAACCGCACACCUUAUCCUUACACUUCUUCAAACGCGUUUCUGUGGUCAGAAUACGUGUAUAUCUUGAUUUCGAGCUCGACGAGAGCUACACGCCUACCAAGAUGGUGUUUCUAGCUGGUAUGGGUGGGAAUGACCUGGUUGAGUUUGCUACAUGGCAGGGUGAGACGCCAUGUGGGUGGGUUGAUAUCCCUUUAGACGGAGUCGGCGGAAAGCAUGAGCGACGGCCUAGAAGAAAGAAGCGAAGGAUGAAAGAAAAAGACGGAAAUCGUCAAAUAUCGAGCAUGCUGGACCAGGAGGGAGGAGGGUUGUUCGAUAGUAGCAUGAAUGAUUACGACGAAAUGAACACCGACAACGAUGAUUUUGACGACGAUGAUGAUGACAACGAUCCGUCUUCAGGGAAUAUCUUAAAGGCCAUGGUCAUCCAGGUUAAAAUAUGUGAAAACCAUCAAAACGGCAAGGACACGCACGUCCGAGGUUUUCAGGUCUUCGCUCGUGACGACAGAUAUUAUACCCGCACGCGGAGAGAUAGCACUCGUAGAUCGCUACGGAAUAGUGGCAGUGCGAGAAAAGAUGCUGAUGUCCAUACUGCGGAAGGUGAGCCUGACUUUGAUUUGGAGAAUGGAAUGGCAACAAUUGAUGAAUCGGAGUGGUUUCUACAACCCGAAAUUCGCUAG